CAUUGCGACCUGACCAGCAGGGCUUUCAGUGAGGCAAGGCACGUCAACCUGAAUGAGGCCGAGUCUCGUCUAUAGUAGCUGUUAUUACUGCAAGACUGGAACUACUCACCAACAUUAAAGACACGCACACUAUGGUGAAGCUUUAUCCCGCCUCAAAAGAAGGAGACGCAAACCUGUCGCUCUGAUAUCGACCUUUACCACCGGAAACCCGCUAGCUUUGGCUGCUAACGUCAGCUAGCUAAGUUAGCUGUUAACGUUACACGACGUUACCCUGGUUUUUUUCCACGCAACUGACCUCCACCACAACACUGGCGUACUGAAUAUCAUUUGCUUGCUAGGUUGGGGUCGUUUCCCCCUGUUUCUUCACGCCCGCUCCCGUCGUCCCCGUGUGGUGCCCCGUGGACGUUUCCCGAAUAUGAUACAUAAUGAGUCAAAGAGAUACCUUAGUUCAUCUUUUUGCUGGAGGAUGUGGGGGCACGGUAGGAGCCAUAUUGACUUGUCCACUGGAAGUUGUGAAGACCCGUCUGCAGUCGUCCUCCAUCACCCUCUAUGUGUCUGAGGUUCAGCUCAGUACUGUCAACGGGGCCAGUGUGGCCCGAGUGUCCCCGCCAGGCGCCCUGCACUUCCUCAAAUUGAUAUUGGAGAAAGAAGGACCUCGCUCUCUCUUCAGGGGCUUGGGGCCAAACUUGGUGGGCGUGGCACCUUCCAGAGCGAUCUACUUUGCUGCUUACUCCACUGCCAAAGAGAAACUGAACGGUGUGUUGGAACCCGACUCCACACAGGUACACAUGGUGUCGGCUGGAAUGGCAGGUUUUACAGCCAUCACAGCAACCAACCCAAUAUGGCUCAUAAAGACCCGUCUACAGCUGGAUGCUAGGAAUCGUGGUGAGUGCAGGAUGAGUGCGUUUGAGUGCAUGCGGCGGGUGUAUCAGACAGACGGGCUGAGAGGCUUCUACAGGGGUAUGUCUGCAUCCUACGCCGGUAUCUCAGAGACUGUGAUCCACUUUGUGAUCUAUGAAAACAUCAAACGGCGGCUCUUGGAAGCCAAGGCACCGCAGAACAUGGACGAGGAGGAGGACGCAUCCAAAGAUGCUUCAGACUUUGUGGGGAUGAUGCUUGCUGCUGCCACCUCCAAGACCUGUGCCACAUCUAUAGCUUAUCCUCAUGAGGUGAUUCGCACCAGGCUACGCGAGGAGGGCACCAAGUACAAGUCCUUCUUCCAGACUCUAACAACAGUGCCCAAAGAGGAGGGCUACCGCGCCCUGUACCGCGGCCUCACCACCCACCUGGUACGUCAGAUCCCCAACACCGCCAUCAUGAUGUGCACCUACGAGCUGGUGGUCUACCUCCUGAACGGUUAAAGUCUUCGCCCCACGUAGACAGUACGCGUAACCCUGCCCCUGUUCGGAGACGGAGAAAAAAAGAAUGAGAGCAACUGCACACCUGCUAGCAAAACAACCUGCUCGCCAGAAGAGGACAGAGACAGCACAGCAGCCUUUGUGUCAGUGACGCGGGUAGUUGUUAAAAAUAAGUUGGGAGUUUUGUUAUAUAACUAAAGGGUCUGGCACAAGGUGUGGGGGUCAAAAGGUUCCUCACAUUGGUUUGGGGAUCUGGGUUUAGCAGUGGCAAAAAAACGGUCACCCUCAUUUUAAUUCCAUCCUUUUCUCCCUUCGGUUCCAUGCGUUGCUCCCGGAAGCUCAGCUUCAGAGUGCUGAAGACAGAACCUGAGUUACAGUAUAUUCUGCCUCUAACAAUACUAAUAAUGAAAGACGUAUAGUAAUUCCAAUUCUCACUACCUAGUGGUUAUAAUGCCCCCUCCAACAGUAGACUUCACUGUCAUGCUGAUGAUUAGUUUAAAAAAUCUUUUAUUAGUAUCGUGCAGUAGUCCCUGCGUCCCUCAGAGUGCCACUACAGGACCAGAAUACAACGAUACAGUAGUGCGUUGUGGUAUCUGACGGGCGAUUCUCAAGUUAGUGAGAACAAGGAGAAAUCGGUGCUUGAGGCUUGUUGAGGUAGUGUAAAGGAAAAAGGGUGGAGAUAGGAGGUGAACGGGAGGCGUGCCUCGUGUGAAAAUGUGACAUCGACUGGGAUGCACAUUGGAGGAAGUGGAGCUCUGGCCGACCUGUCGCAACAAAGGGUGUCGAAACUUUGAGUCGUACACUUGCGUGAUUACAGGUGACCUUAGUGACCCUUUUACAUAUCGCGAACAUAGACACACUCACCCAAAGGUUUUCAGCAUUUCAGAUAACUGGUCGUGAUAUCCUCAUAAUGCGGGAAUUUCCAUGCGUUUACAUCUCUUUACACUAAAUACCUGCAUGAUUGAUAUCUGCUUGCUUAUUACAAGUAAAGUCCAUGUGACACUGACCCCUGAGCCUGGACGUGUUUGUGUUAGCCAUGUGUGACGAGUAAUCACUAAGGUUAGAUGGAGGGUAAAAAAAAGAGUCCCCAAACUAAACCAGGAUAUAAUCCACAAUACUGGAAUGUAAAUAAACAGGAGGAAUAACACAGAUCCAUGUUGUGAAUUUAAAAUACAUAUUAACGCAUUCUAAUAUUGAUAGAUAUGAUAAUAAUAAUAUAAUAAAAUACCUUCAUAACAUGAUUGUGUUGCAUUUGUCUGCCCAGUAAUGGCAACAUGCAGACAUUUUGUGCAUUUCCUUUAGAGGAGAGUUAGUUGAGUUUGUUACCUCAUCUCCAACAGCAGUGUUGUUCUUAAAUCACUUUCCAGUGUCUUUCUGUAGAAUCCUCAUCUCAUUCAGUUUUUUUCCCUCAGUUGGAGAAUCCAGGCUAGAUUUACAGGCGAGGACAAUCCUCUUGAGUUUACUCUGGAAACUUGUUUUACAGUUAAACCAGUGUGUGGAGGAGGCGGCCGGAAUAUGCUCUUCAUAAGCGCACAUUAAUUAAAUUUCUUAAACUGUAACUAUUUUGUUGAUUCCCACACCUUAUUCUGUUGUUGUUGUUGUUGUUUGAGAAAACAAAAUAACAGCAUUUCGAGCAGUAAAUAAAAAUAGCCUUUUUGUUGUUGUCAGUAUUUAAUGUGCUUUUGGAUGUCCUUGUCAUGGAAUGGAAAUGUUCUUGCUCUCUGCUUUGGAUACUGGACCUGUUUUGUUUUAGCAUUUUGUAUGUCAUGUUUGAAACAGUACAAAAGACAAAAGCAGUGUUGUCACCUCAUUUAUCUUAGUUACCUUAGUAGUAACUUUCUUUCUGUAAUCACAUGACUCUAGCCUGUUGAUAAGUGUGUGCAUUUUCACCACAACCUGCAAACUGAAAGGGCAUGGCUUGGCCCACGCUGCUAACGCAAAAGAACACCUCACUUUAACAGCGUGAGCUGUUGCCGUUAUCCUCCGGUGUAUUUUAACUCACACUGAUAACUUACCCAAACACUUCAUCGCUGAGUGGGGUAGCUUGCUGGUGUGUGUAAGCAUGAAGGAUGCAAUAGACUGGCCUCAUUGAGCAAUUUUUUUUAUCAGAUGUAUUAAUGUUCACACACAGUACGGUCAACACACUAUUGAUUUAGUGAGAGAGUCCAUGGGUGACUGUACGUUUGUGGUUGAUGAUGCUGGCUGCACUCCCAUGGCUUUUAAAAUGAGAUGGCUAGACAGUCUAUGCAGAUAGUGUGGGUUGAUUAUGCUUAUCUGAUGAAAGGGUCAGUUCACCCAAAUUCACACAACUAUUUGGGUAAAAUGACCCUUUAACUGUACGGUUAUAUGCGUUUCUUUCACUUGUAUCAUAUGAUGCAUUGUUACCUGCAUCCCAUGGUGAAUCUAUAGCACUCAUGUGUUUGCGUUGUGUGCCUGUACGUGUGUGUUUGUGUGUGUGUGCUUGCUUGAAUGAUGAGCGCAUUCAGUAGUGUCCUGUGUGUAAGAGACCAUAGGAGGAUGUAUGCACUGUAAACAGUGUUGUUUUUAUUGUUUUAAAUAAAAUGUUGCCUUUCCCUUACAUCCUUUGUUUUUGUUUUCCAUGUUGUCAUUGAUGAGCCAGCUGUGAGUGUGGCUCGGUCUAUGCAUUCUGUCGUACCUGUUUUUGUAAAAAUAAAAAGCCAAUAAAAUGAAGGAGUCCAGGUA
Messenger RNA from Micropterus salmoides (largemouth bass), 4061 nucleotides. RefSeq names its product solute carrier family 25 member 36-A-like. Gene Ontology annotation, cellular component: mitochondrion. Gene Ontology annotation, molecular function: pyrimidine nucleotide transmembrane transporter activity. Bases 426 to 1361 code for a protein of 311 amino acids. The transcript has 7 exons. Lineage: Eukaryota; Metazoa; Chordata; Actinopteri; Centrarchiformes; Centrarchidae. The record is from RefSeq and is a predicted model, not a curated record. Gene Ontology annotation, biological process: pyrimidine nucleotide import into mitochondrion.